AUGAGUACCUUGAGUUUACCCAGAAAGCUCUGGGAGCAUCCCAGCCCCAAAAAUACAGCUAUGUAUAAACUGAUGCAGGAAAUCAAUCACAAACACAAUCUUCAGAUUGAUAACUUCUGGGAUCUCUGGCAAUAUUCCACCACUCACCGAGCUCAAUUCUGGGACCUAGCUUUCCAAUACCUCAAUCUAAUCUAUAGCGGCUCAUACACAACCGUCGUUGAUGAGAAUGCCCCCAUAGAUUCUAUACCGCAUUGGUUCUCGGGUGUAUAUAUGAAUUUUGCUGAAAAUAUAUUGUAUUCGCGAGUAUCCGGUCAUGCAUCGUCUCACAGAGGUACAAUUGGGAAAGAAGAUAACAAGAUUGCUUUGACUGAGGUUCGAGAGGGAGGAACUGAAAUACGUGAUAUUAGUUGGGGAGAGUUAAGGAAAGGCGUAGCGGAAUUAGCUAGUGCUAUGAAGGAACAUGGUGUUGGGAUCGGUGAUAGAGUGGUGGUUGUGGCUAGUAAUUCUUUUGAUACUUUGAAGGUUUUUCUGGCUGUAGCAUCGCUUGGGGGUUUGUUUAGUAGUAGUUCGACGGAUAUGGGUGUUCAAGGUGUUUUGCAACGGGCUUUACAGGUUGAGCCAAAGUAUAUUUUUAUGGAUGAUUGGGCCGUCUACAAUGGCAAGACAGUUGAUCUUCGCGAAAAGAUGAUCGCGAUUGUUCAUGGAAUGAAAGAUGUCAAAGAGUUCAAAGGAAUGGUUUCUGUGCCUAGAUUUCAAACACCCUCAGAUAUCUCCGACAUUCCUCGCACCCAAAGUCUAUCUACUUACCUCUCAAAAUCUACAUCUCAACUUCUUACUUUCGCAAAAACAGCAUUCCACGAUCCUUUCUUCAUUGCGUAUUCAUCCGGUACCACUGGAACACCAAAAUGCAUCGUCCAUUCCAUUGGUGGCGCAAUCCUCAGCGCAGCUAAAGAAGGAACUCUCCAUCUAGAAACUGGCCCUCAUUGUACGGCCCUUCAAUACACAACAACAGGAUGGAUAAUGUAUUUUAUGUCCAUCUCCAAUCUACUUACCGGAUGUCGCAUAGUUCUCUAUGACGGAAGUCCCUUUCAGCCCGAUCUCACUACUUUUGUAAAACUCCUCGGCGAUUUAAAGGUUACGCACUUCGGAACAUCUCCAAAAUGGAUGGCAGAAAUGCAGAAAAAUGGGAUUGUGCCGAAGGAUGUGACGGAUCUUUCGACUUUGCAUUCGGUGACGAGUACGGGUAUGGUAUUGUCGGAUCAGCUUUUUCAAUGGUUUUAUGAUGUAGGAUUCCCGACAAGAGUGCAUUUGGCUAAUAUUUCUGGAGGAACGGAUAUUGCAGGAUCCUUUGGCCAAGGAAAUCCCCUGACUCCAGUCUAUGUUGGAGGAACUCAAGGUCCUAGCUUAGGCACACCUAUCGCAGUUUACGAUGCUCUCAUCGAAAGCGGACAAGGCGUUGAAGUUGAACAUGGCACACCCGGUGAACUGGUAGCUCCCCAAGCUUUCCCUAACAUCCCCGCCUUCUUUUUCCGCGACCCCAGUGGUUCCUUGUACCAUUCCUCCUACUUCUCGAAAUAUACCCACGUCUGGACUCACGGUGAUUUCGUAUCCAUUCACCCCGUAACUCACAACUUACAUUUUCACGGUCGAGCGGAUGGUGUUUUGAACCCUAGUGGUGUUCGUUUUGGCAGCGCGGAGAUAUAUAGUAUUAUUGAGAAAUAUUUUGGGAAGGAAAUUCAAGAGAGUUUAUGCGUGGGACAGAAAAGAGAAGGGGAUGAAGACGAGAGGGUGAUGUUAUUUUUAGUAAUGAGAGAGGGUGAGAAAUUUACCGAGAGGUUGAGAGAAAAGGUAAAAGAGGUAAUCGGAAGGGAGUUAAGUAAAAGACAUGUUCCAAGGUGGAUUUUCGAAGCCCCAGAUAUUCCUACAACAGUAAAUCUGAAGAAAGUCGAACUUCCCGUUAAGCAAAUCGUAUCGGGGAAGAUUAUUAAACCAAGUGGUACAUUGCUGAAUCCAGAGAGUUUGAAAUUCUUCUAUCAGUUUGCGAAGGUAGAAGAGCUUUUUAGGGGGAAGAGAGAGGGGAUUAAGAACGAGGUCAACAGAGAGAGUAAAUUAUAG
This is a messenger RNA of Botrytis fragariae, 2115 nucleotides long. RefSeq names its product putative acetoacetyl- synthase protein. Bases 1 to 2115 code for a protein of 704 amino acids. The transcript has 5 exons. Gene Ontology annotation, molecular function: acetoacetate-CoA ligase activity. The record is from RefSeq and is a predicted model, not a curated record. Gene Ontology annotation, biological process: lipid metabolic process. Gene Ontology annotation, cellular component: cytosol. Lineage: Eukaryota; Fungi; Ascomycota; Leotiomycetes; Helotiales; Sclerotiniaceae.